GACUAAAAAAAGUUUUGCUAACCUCAAACAACAACGUUGCGCAUCCCGCACGUGUUGCUUCUGCCGCAUUCAAAAAAUCAUAAUUUACAAACAGUGGACCUAAAUAGGUCAUUGAAUUACUUAUUAAAGUCCGCUCCGCCAGCGGCAGUGACUUGACAACAGACGCGCGAUCACAAACAGAAAUGACGGACGUUUUAGCACCCGGCAACGACGUGCUGUCUGAGAAGAAGAAGAAGAAAAACAAGGAUGGCGUGUCCCUGGGCGCCUUCCAGAAGAUCGGAGACUUCAAGAUCGAGCCCUCCGAGAGCGUGGGCAAGCUGGACACGGCGUACUGGCCGCUUCUGCUGAAGAACUUCGACCGACUCAAUGUGCGCACUAACCACUACACCCCGCUGCCCUUCGGACACUCGCCCCUCAAGCGGCCCAUCGCCGACUACGUCAAGUCCGGCUUCAUCAACGUGGACAAGCCGAGCAACCCGAGCUCCCACGAGGUCGUCUCCUGGAUCAAACGCAUCCUGAAGGCGGAGAAGACUGGCCAUUCUGGCACCCUCGACCCCAAGGUCACUGGGUGCCUCAUCGUGUGCAUAGACAAGGCCACCAGGCUCGUCAAGUCUCAGCAGAAUGCGGGGAAGGAGUAUGUGGCGGUGUUCAGCCUUCACUCUGCUGUUGAGAGCAUCAAGAAGGUCACUCAAGGGUUGGAGAAGCUUCGGGGAGCUCUGUUUCAGCGUCCUCCAUUGAUAUCAGCUGUGAAACGACAACUGCGUGUGCGGUCUGUGUAUGACAGUAAACUGCUUGAUUUUGAUGCGGAGAGAAACAUUGGAGUAUUCUGGGUGAGCUGCGAGGCUGGCUCAUACAUCCGUACCAUGUGUGUGCAUCUCGGUCUUUUCCUCGGUGUUGGUGGGCAGAUGAUUGAGCUGCGACGAGUCAGGUCCGGCAUCCAGGGAGAAGGGGAGGGCAUGGUCACCAUGCAUGACAUCUUGGAUGCUCAGUGGGCUUAUGAAAACCACAAAGAUGAGACCUACCUCAGAAGAGUCAUCAAGCCUCUAGAAGGACUAUUAAUCGCUCACAAAAGAAUAUUCAUCAAAGACAGUGCAGUUAACGCUGUCUGCUACGGUGCUAAAGUCCUGCUGCCUGGUAUUUUAAGGUACGAGGAUGGUAUUGAAGUUGACCAGGAGAUUGUAAUAGUAACAACCAAGGGAGAGGCUGUUGCUUUAGCUAUUGCAUUGAUGACCACAUCCACAAUGGCAUCCUGUGACCACGGAGUGGCAGCCAAGCUGAAGCGAGUCAUCAUGGAACGAGACACCUAUCCCAGGAAGUGGGGACUCGGACCAAAGGCUUCUAAGAAGAAGCAGCUCAUCCAGGAAGGAAAAUUAGACAAAUUUGGCAAGCCCAAUGAGAACACACCCUCCCAAUGGCUGAACAGCUACGUUGACUACAAAGUUAAGAAUGAAACUGAAAACGGUAAUGGUAACGCAGAUGAGGAAGGCGAGACAAGCAGGAAGAGAACAGCGAGCACUGCCAACACGGAUGAUCCCAACAACUCCGUAGAAGUUAAAUCCGAAAAGAAAAAAAAGAAGAAGAAGAAGGAUUUAGAUGAGACAGCAGAGGGUGACACCACGAUGGAAGCCGGGGAUGUGACGCAAGACGGAGACGACUCAGUACGCAAAGAAAAGAAGAAGAAGAAAAAGAAAGACAAAGAGCAGGAAAGAGAGGAAGAAUGAAUGAGUACAGUGAUAUUUUUAGAUGAUAUAAUGUUACACAACAUUCACAAGUUAAAUUUUAAACCAUAAAUAUUGUUGACUGUGGAUUUUAGAGUUUAACUUGUGGAUCAGCCUCUCAUACGAACUUAAACUAAAUUUAUGUUUUGCAUAAAUGUCUAUUUUGUUAAGCUGUUUUCUUAAAUGCAAAGGAUUGAUUCCUUAUGUUUUCUUAAUUACAUUUGACUAAUGGUUGCCUUAUCAGAUUGUUGUCUUGCUAUUUUUAAUUGUUGAAACAACUUUAAACUAAUAUUUGUAUAUUUACGGGUAUGAAGCAUUUUUAAGUACCUAUAAUUACCAUGUUUUCACAGUGCUAUAGAGUAUAUUCUCUACUGUGUAUUUGCCUUAUAAGUGAGUUUUAAUUAUUCAAACAGCUUAUACCAAUAGCUUAUGGCUUCUGGACAUACCUAAUAGUUUAUAAGAGGAAUACAGUCAAAUGUAGAUAGUUUUAAGUGAAAAAUGUUUUAUUAACUCGAUGGAGACCUUGGUCUUGAAUAAAGUUAAGAUAUGAAUUAGAA
Molecule: messenger RNA, 2275 nt
Organism: Plutella xylostella (diamondback moth)
Lineage: Eukaryota; Metazoa; Arthropoda; Insecta; Lepidoptera; Plutellidae
Gene: Nop60B
Product: dyskerin pseudouridine synthase 1 Nop60B
Biological process (GO): box H/ACA sno(s)RNA 3'-end processing; mRNA pseudouridine synthesis; snRNA pseudouridine synthesis
Cellular component (GO): box H/ACA snoRNP complex
Molecular function (GO): RNA binding; pseudouridine synthase activity
Source: RefSeq, a predicted model, not a curated record